This is a messenger RNA of Dimorphilus gyrociliatus, 705 nucleotides long. NCBI's taxonomy places the organism in Eukaryota, Metazoa, Annelida, Polychaeta, Dinophilidae. The record is from the annotation of a GenBank genome assembly.
AAAAGUAUUCCAAGGUUUGAGCGCACUCCCUGAUCCUUAAUUUUCGGCAGGCGGUAUGUUCUACCAUAUAACUUUGGAUAAAGAAAUAUUGCUCCAUCCCCGCUAUUUCGGACCAAAUCUUUUAAAUACUGUGAAACAAAAACUCUUCUCAGAAGUAGAAGGUACAUGCACCGGAAAGCAUGGUUUUGUUGUAGCCGUAACGACAAUUGAUGACAUAGGGGCCGGUCGAAUUUUACCUGGACAGGGUUUCGUUGUUUACCCUGUUUCCUACAAGGCCAUUGUAUUCCGACCUUUCAAAGGAGAGGUUGUAGAUGGAGUUGUGACUCAAGUAAACAAGGUUGGCUUAUUCGUUGAGGUUGGACCGUUGAGUUGUUUCAUUUCAAGACACUCCAUACCAGCAGAUCUCGAAUUCGAUCCAAACGCUACUCCUCCCUGCUACAAAACUAAAGACGAGGAUACCCUAAUCCAGCAAGAUGAUGAAAUUCGCCUGAAGAUUGUAGGUACAAGAGUGGAUGCUUCGGAUAUUUUCGCAAUUGGUUCGCUCAUGGACGACUAUCUAGGAGUGACAUAAUUUAUUCUGAAUUUGGAUUGUGUUGAUAUAAAAGCUUCGAUGCAUACGUUGCCACAUCAGCAAAAAUAGUUCUUUCGAAAGGACAUGUCGCCCCUAUUAUGUUAAAAUCUUAGGAUUCACAUAGGCAAUUUUUU